This is a messenger RNA of Heterobilharzia americana, 2983 nucleotides long. The record is from the annotation of a GenBank genome assembly. Lineage: Eukaryota; Metazoa; Platyhelminthes; Trematoda; Strigeidida; Schistosomatidae.
AUUGAUUCUCGAUAACGUUAUGUUGGUGAUGGAUAAACAGCAUGAUAACUCUGUUUUAAAUGUCAUGCAAGAACUUGGAGUAGUGCCUGUUUAUGGUUGGAAAGCUCGUUUCGACAAUAAAAGCAAAGUCAAAUGCCGUCCAUUCACGGUUCCACGACCUUCUCAAAUGAAGGAUGUCCUAGGAAUGUCUUUCAGAUAUACUUUCCGGUUUUAUAUACAAAAACGCUUCGUCGAACAACGACUACCCUUCAUUGAUCCAGUCAACCAUGUACCUUGGAAACCGAUUUAUGGCGUACCGAUGGGUGGUAUUGGGAGUGGCUCUAUAGGGCGUGGUUUUCGUGGAGAGUUCUGUCGAUCUUCCCUGAUACCAGGUAUGUACUGUUACAAGGUGCAACCUGCUGAUCAGUUCAUAGCAACUGUCAGAAAGAACGGUUUAACUGUUUAUCAUCAAGUUUUAUCACCUCUAACUAAACCACCAACAAAUGAAAAAGGAUUAAGAAAAUGGCUAUGGGGUUUUCGUCCUGAAAAUGGUAAUUAUGUUGGUUUGUAUCCCCGAUCAUGGACAAUUUAUGAAAUUCCUGAACUCCAUCUUGUAUUAGUAUGCCAGCAAAUAUCUCCUGUAAUACCACAUGACUAUCAGGUGACAUGUCUUCCAGUCACUGUAUUUUAUUGGAAGAUUUUGAGUUGGAACAAGGAAAAUUUAGAAGUGACUAUCACUUUCUCAUGGCGUGGUCCUGCUCCUCACCAACGAACUAAGAUGAAUGAUCUCCCCAAAUCAUCUGCUUCAAUGAGUGGGAAUAUCAACGGUUGUGAUUCCACUAAAUUGCACAGUACCACUACUGUACCUACUGAGAAAAAUUCUUUCAGUGUCUAUGCUCAACGAUCGUCAUCCUUUGCUGUUGGUAGUAGUUUACGUGGAUGCCUUUUGGAGAGGAUUAUUGGAAACGAAAUACCCUGUUGUUUUGGUAUUGUGGCUAAGUCAACAGACAAGGUGAAAGUGAGUAGAUGUCCUGGAUUUCGUUUAAGCGAUGAACCACACCUCAAUACAGUCACCGAAGAAAAACAACAUAUUGACCAUCCAGAAAGUAAUGUGAAGGAUUAUUCAGAUGGGCCAACUUAUCAAUCAUACAGUAAAGCACCGUCUGCUUCAGAAUUCUGGAAUGACCUCCAAUCUGGUUGUAUACCAUCUGAUUCUCAUGCAACUGGGUAUACUGUAUCAUUUGGUGCUGAAACCAAGAAGUCACCCAAACUUGCGAUUGCUGUAAGCGCAACAACUACUGUUUCUAUGUUCAAUUCGAAUGAUAAUCUUGAUCCCAGUCAAAGUGAAUUUGAAUUUGCUAUCACCUGGCAUUCUCCAAUAGUUAGAUUUCGAACAGGUGAUGUUGUUUAUACUCGUCGAUAUGUCCGAUGGUUUCCUAUUGAUGGAAUAUCUGGUGCUAAGUUAUUAUUGAACAAUGCAAUAGAUAACUGGAGACAGUGGGUUCAAAAAAUUGAAGAAUGGCAAAAUCCUAUUCUCAAAAAUAAAUCACUUCCAGAUUGGUAUAAAUCCGCUUUAUUUAAUGAGUUAUACUAUCUCUGUGAUGGUGGCAGUGUUUGGCUUGAUCCUAUACAAGUUGAUUGUUUCCAGUCAGAUUCGGUGAACUGUAUACCACUUGAUUUUGUACGAGGUUAUAAAAGUGGUUUAGAUUUAGAUCCAUAUGAGUUAACUGGUCGCAAAAUUAAAACACCAACUUCAGUGACGGAAGAGGUAAAAGUUGAUUCUUGGGAUCAUCGUGCUAGGUUAGGACGUGAAAUAGGCUUAUUCGGAUAUCUUGAAGGUCAUGAAUAUCGAAUGUACAAUACAUAUGACCUACAGUUAGCUAUAAAUUAUGAUUGUGCUGAUUUGGCGAUAGCGGAAGAUUCAACUACGGUCUACUAUAUUCAUCGAGGUCAAAAUUUAGUCAGAAGUUCUGAAUGUGCUGUUGUCCAUGACUAUGGUGAUCCAGAAGAUGAACCUUGGCGAUGUCCUAAUGCUUACAUUAUGUUUCCCACUGAUGCAUGGAAAGACUUAAACUCAAAAUUUAUAUUACAAGUUUGGCGAGACUGGCGCCUUACACAAGAUCACCAGUACUUAUUAUAUAUGCUUCCUAUAGUCUCGAGAAUCCUUAGAAAAUCUCUAGGAGCUUGGGAUUCUGAUAAUGAUGGAAUAAUUGAGAAUUCCGGAUUUCCUGAUCAAACAUAUGACACAUGGUCUGCGAAAGGCUUAAGUGCAUAUACCGGUGGUCUUUGGCUUGCCUGUCUGUACGCUACACUUGAUAUGCUGUCUUGGGCGUUAACUAGUGAUUCACCUGUUUACAGUCAAAUGGUUUGUAAUACAGAUGAUUCUAAGCGUUCUUGGACUGAAGUGAAAGAGGAAAUUCACAGGCUGUUUAUGAAAGCUCGUGUUACAUAUGAUUCAAAAUUAUGGACAGGUAAGUGCUAUGCAUACCAAACACAUAGUUCUUCUAAACGGAAAGUUGUUAUGGCCGGUCAGUUGAGUGGAUAUUGGUUCGCUCGUGUAACUGGUGUCCCACCAAAUUUAAUUUUACCCAGAUAUCAUGUUAUAAAAAGUCUACAAACAAUUUCUGAUUGUAACUGGCAUGGUGUAAAAAAUGGUGUUUUAGGAGCGAUAAACGGCUGUCUUCUAGAUUCAAAACGUGAUACCAGUAAUGUUCAAGCUGAAGAAUUUUGGGUUGGCGUAAACUACUCACUUGCUGCUCUGAUGAUUGCUGAGGGGAUGAUUGACGAAGGAUUUGCUCUUGCCGAAAGAUGUUACAACACAAUUUAUAAUCUCUGUGGACUACAUUUUCAAACACCUGAAGCCUACAUGACUGAUGGACGUUUUCGUUGCCCUGGAUAUAUGCGUGCAUUAGCCAUUUGGAGCAUACAACAAACACUAGAACUGACAAAUAUCCACCCAUACUCAAGUGUUUUAGAUAGUAACAUAAAGUUUACCGAUGUUUAG